Molecule: messenger RNA, 1034 nt
Organism: Raphanus sativus (radish)
Lineage: Eukaryota; Viridiplantae; Streptophyta; Magnoliopsida; Brassicales; Brassicaceae
Product: glutathione S-transferase F4-like
Exons: 4
Coding region: 34-861 (275 amino acids)
Cellular component (GO): cytoplasm
Molecular function (GO): glutathione transferase activity; glutathione binding
Source: RefSeq, a predicted model, not a curated record
GUAUUUUUGAGGUAUAAAUAUCACUGGCUAAUCAUGAGCUAUACAAAUCAUCUCUCGAUGGACUACAGGAGGUUGGUGGCCAAGCUAAUGCCAAGUCGGAAGCGUGAGGCAGAAGUGAAAAAGCUCGGUUACAAGGUUCAUGGCCAUCCUUUCUCCACCGCCACAAGGCGUGUUCUAGCUGUCCUCCUUGAGAAAGGGCUCUUAUACGAGCCCAUUACUGUUGAUCUGAAAUCUGGUGAGAACAAAAGGGAAGCUUUCCUCUCUCUCAACCCAUUUGGUCAAGUCCCAGUUUUUGAAGAUGAAAACGUUAAGCUGUUUGAGUCUCGAGCCAUCACACAAUACAUCGCAUAUCUUCAUAGCGCAAGAGGCACACAGCUUCUGAGUUUAGAAAGCGAUGAGACACUGGCAACAUUAACAAUGUGGAUGGAAAUCGAAGCUCACCAGUUCGAUCCAUUUGCAUCAAGACUCACUUCGGAGCAAGUCAUUAAACCUCUCUACGGUCUAGAGACUGACCACACAGUCGUCAAAGAAAACGAGGCUGGUCUAGAGAAGGUUCUAGAUGUCUAUGAAAAACGGCUUGGAGAAUCUAGAUUCUUGGCUUGUAAUACCUUUUCUUUGGUUGAUCUUCACCACUUACCCAAUUUACAGUACCUUUUGGAAACUCCAACGAAAAGAUUGUUGGAAAAUCGACCAAGAGUGCGUAUGUGGGUGGAUGAGAUUACUGGUAGAGAGGCUUGGAAGAUGGCCUGUGAUCAAGAAAAAUCCUGGUUUGGUAAACAAAGGAAAGAUGAUACUACGGGAAAGGCUUUCAAGAUGCCUUGUGAACAAGCAAAGUCCUGGUUUGGUAAGCAAAGGAAAUAAAGGAAAACAAAAGAAAACUUUGUGUGGGAAUGUGUUUGUGUCUUUUGUUUGUAAGCGUGUGCUGUUGCUAAAGUAAGCUUCUGUUGUUUGUUGACUGCUGUGGAAUGCAUCUUAUAAGAUUUGUUUGUGUGCUGGCUUAUGACUAUGUAUGUCUGAUGUAUAUAAAUAAAGGA